CCAGGUAAUGUUCCAGUGGGAUUCUUCCUCACUCGAAAGUCCCUUUUCUCAACAGAUAAGUCAAGACUGCAAACCAAAAAUUUGAUAAAUAUCCUUUUCAUACGAUGUGAUCAAAAGUUUCUCCUUAAAUGAGUUUAUAUAUAAGCUACGUUUCAAGGUAAGAUUUACCAUCAUCAAAAGUUAACAACCGCCUAAAUUUCAUUCGUACUUGGAGAAGAGGACUUCUUCUUGAACAGUUAUUGAUUGAAUGCCUCGAGAUGAACCGACCCUUUCUUCUCUUCUUGGUCGCCAUAUGUGCGUUCCUGUCAGUUGCUGCUGAUACAGAUCAAAAUGAAGUAGCUAAAGACAAGGCUGAAGGUGAAUUGAAAGAUUCCAGGAAUAAUCUUAUUGAUGAAGAAGAAGAAAAUGAUGAAGAGGAAGAAAAUGAUGAAGAGGAAGAAGAGGACCUAAACGAUCCGGAGGCCAAAGAUCUGUCAGCCAACCUUCCCUUUCACCCACUGAUGCAGGAGUUCCUUGUUAGACAUAAAAAGCGAAAGAGAGGCUGCAUUAUAAAGAAAUGCCAGAAAUGCUUCUGGUCAUUUGGUUGCCACAAGAUCAUUUUCCAACCUGGCUCUAUGUGCGCGGAGAUUGGCAUACGGUGUUGUGCUCAAUGCCAGCCCAGUCCAUUGUGUACUGCCGCGAUCGGUUUUUGUUCACUUAAAUGCCCUGCCGGAUUCAUCACUGAUACUGGAGGAUGCCCCGGCGAGUGUGAAUGCUGUGUACCACAAAUCGUGGGAUAGUCGAUGAUGCACUUGCUUUUGCUAAGGAGGACAGACUCUGGUGUUGACGACUAGAAAUUCAGGACUCUCCCAGCUCUUGUAAUUCUUUCUACUUUUUGCCAAGUGGCCAGCAAAAAAAUAAAAAACAAUACAAAAAAUUUAAAAAUAAAAAAAAAUACAAAUGUAAUUCAUGCCCAUCAAAGUUUCUGAUGCUAAUGAGGUACCUAAAAGACAGCAGGCUGAUAAGGUGAUAAUAACCUAACCUUCAUCAGAGUUUCGUAAAAGUAGCCAUUGCAACAACAAUCCUAAUAUAUUUCUCGUGUUAGUUUCCACUCCAUUGAAUUACCUAACCUUUUAAGUCAAGUUAUAAUGUUUACAUUUCAUUAUUCCUUUAUUACCUGGUAAAUAGCUCUGAUAAAGGAUACUCGUGGUAAAGCAUUGAAAUUCUAACGGCUUGAAGUAUCUUUUAAUUUGUUAUUAACGCACAUUACACAAGUGGGACAUGUAGGCGUUUACUUGUUUAAAUACAAAGCACU
Messenger RNA from Macrobrachium nipponense, 1294 nucleotides. RefSeq lists its product as uncharacterized. The coding region runs from base 258 to 779 and encodes 173 amino acids. The transcript has 5 exons. NCBI's taxonomy places the organism in Eukaryota, Metazoa, Arthropoda, Malacostraca, Decapoda, Palaemonidae. The record is from RefSeq and is a predicted model, not a curated record.